Megalobrama amblycephala (Wuchang bream) is the source of this 2827-nucleotide messenger RNA. RefSeq names its product alanine aminotransferase 2-like. Gene Ontology annotation, molecular function: L-alanine:2-oxoglutarate transaminase activity; pyridoxal phosphate binding. Lineage: Eukaryota; Metazoa; Chordata; Actinopteri; Cypriniformes; Xenocyprididae. The record is from RefSeq and is a predicted model, not a curated record. Gene Ontology annotation, biological process: biosynthetic process. The transcript has 12 exons. Bases 200 to 1666 code for a protein of 488 amino acids.
GAAUGAGAGGGGUGGGCAGAAAAAAGAUCUGAUGUUAUAUAUGAACACAAGGUCAUUGGUGGAGCUGUUAUUCAAACUGUGAACAGAAGAGAGGGAACAAGAGUGGAUUAAAGAACUGGAAGACAGAGAUUAAAGGACCAAAGGAUAUCAAAUAAGGUUUACACCAGAAAUUAUCUGAAGCAGAAUACACAGAGACACUAUGACUGAAAACGGUUGUGAAUACCGUGAGAGGGUGCUGACGAUGGACACUAUGAACCCGAAUAUUAAACGCGUGGAAUAUGCUGUUCGGGGUCCCAUAGUCCAGAGAGCAGUUCAGAUCGAAAAAGAACUCAAGAUGGGCGUAAAUAAGCCAUUCACAGAGGUCAUUAAAGCCAACAUCGGUGACUGCCACGCUAUGGGCCAGAAACCCAUCACCUUCUUCAGACAGGUCUUGGCAUUGUGCUCUUAUCCAGAUCUUCUUGAAGACAGCAAAUUUCCAGAAGAUGCCAAAAGUAGAGCACACCGCAUUCUCCAAGCUUGUGGUGGAGGAAGUCUCGGUGCUUACAGUACUAGUCAGGGCAUUGAAAUGAUUCGGCAGGACGUUGCUCGCUACAUUGAACGGCGAGAUGGAGGAAUCGCAUGUGACCCUGACAACAUUUACCUCUCAACAGGAGCCAGUGAUGCGAUCGUGACCAUGCUUAAGUUACUAGUGUCGGGGGAAGGAAUGUCUCGUACAGGAGUGAUGAUAUCCAUCCCUCAAUACCCGCUGUACUCCGCUGCUCUGGCUGAGUUGGGUGCUGUGCAAAUCAGUUACUAUUUGGAUGAAGAUAAUUGCUGGAGUUUGGACAUCAAUGAGUUACGUCGAGCCCUGCAGGAAGCAAAGAAACACUGCAUCCCUCGAGCACUGUGCAUUAUCAAUCCUGGCAACCCCACAGGUCAAGUGCAAAGUCGGCAGUGCAUUGAAGAUGUGAUCCAAUUUGCUGCGUCAGAAAACCUUUUCCUUAUGGCUGACGAGGUCUAUCAGGACAAUGUUUACGCAGACGGGUGUAAGUUUCACUCCUUUAAGAAGGUGCUGUUUGAAAUGGGUCCAGAAUACUCAGAGAAAGUGGAACUAGCUUCGUUUCACUCAACGUCGAAGUGCUACAUGGGAGAGUGUGGUUUUCGUGGUGGUUAUAUGGAGGUGGUAAAUCUAGACCCUGAGGUGAAAGUUCAACUGACUAAGCUGGUAUCUGUGCGGCUAUGUCCUCCGGUGCCUGGUCAGGCUCUUCUAGAUGUGGUGGUCAAUCCACCUCAACCAGAUGAACCCUCAUAUGACACAUUCAUCAAGGAACGCUCAGAAACUUUGGCCACACUGGCAGAGAAAGCCAACAUGACGCAAGAGAUCUUGAAUCAAGUACCAGGAAUAAAAUGCAACCCAGUGCAGGGUGCAAUGUACACUUUCCCAUGCAUCCACCUCCCACCAAAAGCCAUCCUGGAGGCCAAGGAGAAGGGACAAUCUCCAGAUAUGUUCUACUGUAUGAAGCUUCUGGAAGAAAAAGGCAUCUGUUUGGUUCCCGGCAGCGGCUUUGGACAGCGAGAUGGCACCUACCAUUUCAGAAUGACCAUCCUUCCUCCAAAAGAGAAACUGAAGAUAGUGUUGGCCAAGAUUAAGGAGUUUCACCAGCAUUUUACGGACCAAUACUCUUAACCCUGGCCAUCUCAUUUUCUUAACCAAAUCCCCAAUUUCACACAUAAAGCUACAUCACUUUUGAGAUGUGCUCUGGGUAAAUACCUGCAAUGCGAACAAAGUCCUAUCUCACAGCAAAAUGUGAGGUGAACGCGAGCCAUGUGGAGAGGAUGGUAUAGUAUACCCCCACUUUGAGUGUAGUCACAGGCUCUUUCAUAAAUGGCAAUGUCAAAGGCUUUUGGGGACAAAAAACUAACUUACAUUUGUGGUGAACAAUGAAAAUAUUGAUGCUAUUUUACUAGUAGCAUUUUAACACAUAAUUUUGUUAAGAUUGAUUCUUUUAUUUAUUGAAUGUUUGUUUGCUGUAUUCUUGCAGUGUUAAGAAAUGUAAUAUUGUGAAAAUGGAAAAGACAGUCUGUUAGCAAAAUAUGAUUACAAAAUAUGAUUGUGCAGUUGGUUAAUAUAUAUGCGUAAAGAUGAUAAAAAUAAAUUAAAUGUACAAAUGAAUGAAUUAAAUACUUUACAAAAAAAUAUUUUUUGAGCAUGUGAACAGUGGUAAGAACACACCACGCAUUGCCAUUGCCAGCAUUUCUGCCACACUCUUGGGGGGAAAAAAACAGUCAGUGGGGUUCAAUAUAGACCGUUAGGGUUCUUUAAAGAACCCUUUAGGCAAAAAAGGUUCUAUAAGGAGAAAUGUCUUAAAUGAUUACAUAAUACUUUCAUGUUUAACAUGUUAAAUGUAUUUUUUUCUAUUGAUUUUAGAAUGUUUACAAGCUGUUUAUUUUACAAAAUUUAAUCAAAAUGAAUUAAAAAUAAAUCCAAUUUAUUCAAUGAUGGGACUGGGAACCAGAGGUGUAAAGAGUACCAUACUUGAGUAAAAGUACAGAUACCUUAGAGUUAAAAAAUGGCUCCUCAAUAUGACGAAGAAGUAAAAUAAGGUUAAGUAAAAUUAAUUAGUGCCUACUUGCACUGGAUGUUCUUGUUUCAGCCUCAUCACUGGCUGCAGGCAUGUCCUCAACUCAUAAAUGAAACACCUGUGAUUUAGCAACUUCCUGCUAAUGCACUCACAUUGGCGUAAAGCCUUGUUGACAAGUUUGGGUGAAUAAGGGCAAAACGCACUGUAGAUGGCGAUAUCACUUCUUCUGUAGCAGAAAUAAACUUCUCAUUCACUUUCAAAACCGA